AUGCAAUGUGCUCCAGCUGCCGAGAAGGGAGCCAGCCGUCCGGAAGCUUCAAAGGAACCCUCUGGCUCACCUUCAAGAGGUGAGGGGCCAGAAACGGCAAAGCCGAAGGAAAAGACGCAAGCAACAGCCAAGGCUAAGGCCAAGGCCAAGACCAGAGCCAAGGCAAAACCACAAAGCAAGUCUCAGCAGGGCUCAGGCCCGGGCCCGCCGGGCUCGCCGGGCCGUCUUGAGCGUGCUCAAGUGCACAUCAAGAUGGAUGCGAGCGCCGCAAGGGAGCAGGGUUCGAGGCAGAUGCUCGAGGCCACGAAGGCGAACAAGGAGCCCCUGGACUGGGUAAGGAGCCGCGAGGCCAUGGUGCCCGACACCAUCUUUGUGAAUUUGAGGCCA
This is a messenger RNA of Symbiodinium necroappetens, 387 nucleotides long. The record is from the annotation of a GenBank genome assembly. Lineage: Eukaryota; Dinophyceae; Suessiales; Symbiodiniaceae.